AUCCGGUGCCACUGUCACCUCCCUCAAUCAAUAAGCCUUUUCCGUUCUGUUUUCAUCUGUUUUCAAUUUUCUGGUCCGUUGAAAUCCCACAGCAACACCAUGCUUCUCAGAGCCGCUGCCACUGCUUCUGCUUCAACCCUGUCUCUUUUCAACUCGAACACUGAACAGUCGCGUUCAUUUCCCGUUCGUUAUUCAUACUCCUUUGGAAAAAAGGAUAGUGGAUUGGUGGUUUGUGCCACCAAGGGAUCCACCAACAACCGUGUCCUAACCGGUGUGGUUUUUGAACCAUUUGAAGAAGUGAAGAAGGAGCUCGAUCUCGUUCCCACUGUUCCGCAAGUUUCUCUCGCUCGUCAGAAAUUCGUUGAUGAUUCUGAAGCUGCAGUUAACGAGCAAAUCAAUGUGGAAUACAAUGUGUCGUACGUGUACCAUGCUAUGUUUGCGUUCUUUGAUAGGGACAAUGUUGCGCUCAGGGGUCUUGCCAAGUUUUUUAAGGAAUCGAGUGAAGAGGAAAGAGAGCACGCUGAGAAAUUAAUGAAGUAUCAGAACAAACGUGGUGGAAAAGUGAAGCUGCAGUCUAUAGUGAUGCCGCUUUCUGAGUUUGAUCAUGCAGAUAAGGGAGAUGCGCUGCAUGCAAUGGAACUCGCUCUGUCAUUGGAGAAGCUAACGAACGAAAAGCUCCUUAAGUUGCACAGUGUUGCCACAAAGAACGGUGACGUGCAGUUGGCAGACUUUGUGGAAAGUGAGUUUUUGGGCGAACAGGUUGAAGCCAUCAAAAAAAUGUCCGAGUAUGUUGCUCAGCUCAGAAGAGUUGGCAAAGGACAUGGUGUCUGGCACUUUGAUCAGAUGCUGCUCCAUGAGGAAGGAGCUGCAGCUUGAUGAUUAUAUUCUGCCCCCCUCCCUCUUCUAGUCAUUGUUUCUUUUGUCUAUCUAAGAGACCUUUAAGUCUUUUUUGCUAGUAGUUGAAACUGAACUAUGGCUGAAUAAAAUCAACGUGGAUUGGUUUCGGUCAUCUUGAUAUUUUGCAGUUCAUUUACUAGUCGAUGCAUGUUUUCU
This is a messenger RNA of Abrus precatorius (Indian licorice), 1053 nucleotides long. RefSeq names its product ferritin-4, chloroplastic. Lineage: Eukaryota; Viridiplantae; Streptophyta; Magnoliopsida; Fabales; Fabaceae. Gene Ontology annotation, biological process: iron ion transport; intracellular iron ion homeostasis. Gene Ontology annotation, molecular function: ferrous iron binding; ferric iron binding. The transcript is spliced from 8 exons. The record is from RefSeq and is a predicted model, not a curated record. Bases 100 to 876 code for a protein of 258 amino acids. Gene Ontology annotation, cellular component: cytoplasm.